Messenger RNA from Harpia harpyja (harpy eagle), 618 nucleotides. RefSeq names its product sperm-associated antigen 4 protein-like. Bases 1 to 618 code for a protein of 205 amino acids. NCBI's taxonomy places the organism in Eukaryota, Metazoa, Chordata, Aves, Accipitriformes, Accipitridae. Gene Ontology annotation, molecular function: protein-membrane adaptor activity. Gene Ontology annotation, cellular component: nuclear envelope; meiotic nuclear membrane microtubule tethering complex. The transcript has 7 exons. The record is from RefSeq and is a predicted model, not a curated record. Gene Ontology annotation, biological process: nuclear envelope organization.
AUGGAGGAGCUGACGUGUGAGUCUGCAGCAGAAUGGAAGAUGCAGCGGCACUUGUGCGCUUUGUUGGCGGAGCAAAACCAGAAGAUGCAGCUUCUUCUGGAGGAGGUGGCUCAACUGAGGGCGGAGAUCAGCAGUGCCAAGAAGCGUUCCCAGGAAGGUCAGGAAGUGAACCAGGCAGCGUCCAAGACGGCUUUGGAAGUCUAUGUCGAGAUGUCUGACUGGGCCCUGAAAAGCUCUGGUGCCACCAUCGACAUGCAGAGAACUUCUGAGACCUACAACUGCAAAGAGAAUUGGGGCUGCAGGGUUUUAUGGUUCUUUCGCCCUGCCAACCCUCCUGAUACUAUCUUGCAGCCGGAUCUUUCCCCAGGAGACUGCUGGCCUUUACAAGGGCCUCAGGGCCAGGUGGUCAUCAGGUUGCCAGCACGAGUCCACCUGACCGCCGUCACGAUGCAGCACAUCUACAAAGAGGUCUCUCCAUCUGGGACCGUCACCAGCGCGCCCAGAGACGUCUCUGUCUUUCACCUGGGGGUUCUUGACCAAAACUCAAGGCAGAGACUGAGCUGCGCCCUAACCAGUGCUAGACUACUGCUAGAGCCGCAGGAGAGGCUGGGCAGAUAA